GCAUCUCGAACCAGUUGGAGGAUUCCAAGGCAAAUGUAUUAAAACAUAUACACACACACAUGGAGAUACCUACAAGAGGCUUGGUGGUGGUGUUCUUGUUAGUUGCAGCUUCUGCGUUCUUGAUCCCGAGCUCUGUUCAAGGGCUUCGAGACUUAAAGGAGGGAAACAAUGGACCGUCAAUGUCCAAUGUUAACGGUACUUCUGCGAGCGUUGACGUAGAAAAGGGGAAUGGAGAGAGAGCGAACGAUUCGUCGGCGUUUGAAAAUGUCUUAGUCGACGAGGAUAAUCGAGGAGGAGCAAGUGGAAAUGGAGGAGGAGGUCGAGGAGCAAAUAGUAAAAAGAAACUCCGGAAAAAGAAGACCAGAAGCGAUAGUGCCGGUGGAGGGGGAGGAAAUGGUAAAAACAAACCUCGUAAAAAGAAGAGUCGAAGCUAUGGUGGCGGCGGUGGAGGCGGCGGUGGAGGCGGAGGAGGCGGUGGCGGUGGCGGCGGCGGAGGAGGUGGCGGUGGUGGAGGAGGAGGUGGUGGGGGAGGAGGCGGCAGAGGAGGAUGGGGAUUUGGAUUUGGAUGGGGAGGCGACGGAAGUGGUGGUCCCGGCAACGCCGGUCGGUGUUGGUUUCCCGGUUGUCCCAAUGGCUACAAAAGGUCGUACGGUCGAAACUAACGUAAUUCGCUCACCCAUUUUACCACUUUUGCCGGGAAAAAAGAAGAAGCAAGAUGAUGCAUCUUACAAAUGGAAUCGAGAUUAAAUAAUUUUAUUUCCAUUUAUUUUGAUACUUAAAAUAAAUGUUUUCUUGUCCCAAGAAUCGAGGGAUGUUCGUAUUAGUAUUUUAAUGCGCUGAUUUUUUUUUAAAAAGUUUUCCCCUUAAUUCUUUAGGGGAGAAGAUAGUCGCUAAUGGGGCUUAAGUAUAGGGACCCUCCAAUUAAUUCCCAA
Messenger RNA from Tarenaya hassleriana, 932 nucleotides. Its product is annotated as glycine-rich protein 2. NCBI's taxonomy places the organism in Eukaryota, Viridiplantae, Streptophyta, Magnoliopsida, Brassicales, Cleomaceae. The record is from RefSeq and is a predicted model, not a curated record. The transcript has a single exon. Bases 60 to 662 code for a protein of 200 amino acids.